GGGCUGGAGCUGAGUUAACCCUUUGUGCCCCCCGUAUAAAGCUGCUUUAUCUGUUCUCUCACCCCCCCCACCCCCGCAGGAAACACGCCCUGAACUGCCACCGCAUGAAGCCAGCCCUGUUCACCGUCCUGUGCGAGAUCAAGGAGAAAACAGGGCUCAGCGUUCGGAGCAGCCAGGAGGAGGAGCCGGUGGACCCGCAGCUGAUGCGCCUGGACAACAUGCUGCUGGCCGAGGGGGUGGCCGGGCCCGAGAAGGGAGGCGGCUCGGCAGCGGCGGCGGCAGCAGCGGCAGCCUCGGGGGGCGUCUCCCCCGAUAACUCCAUCGAGCACUCGGAUUAUCGCAACAAGCUGGCACAGAUCCGCCAGAUCUACCACGCCGAGCUGGAGAAAUACGAGCAGGCGUGUAACGAGUUCACGACCCACGUGAUGAACCUGCUGCGGGAGCAGAGUCGCACGCGCCCGGUGGCGCCCCGGGAGAUCAAGCGGAUGGUCGGGAUCAUUCACCGCAAGUUCAGCUCCAUCCAGAUGCAGCUGAAACAGAGCACGUGCGAGGCCGUCAUGAUCCUGCGCUCCCGCUUCCUGGACGCCAGGCGGAAGCGCCGGAACUUCAGCAAGCAGGCGACCGAGGUGCUGAACGAGUAUUUCUACUCCCACCUGAGCAACCCCUACCCCAGCGAGGAGGCCAAGGAGCAGCUGGCGAAGCAGUGCGGGAUCACCAUCUCCCAGGUCUCCAACUGGAUUUGGCGAACACGCGCAUUCGCACUAUACAGAAGACGUAACCUGGCCUCCGCGCCCGAACGUGCGCAGUGCCCCCGCACCCGACCCCCUCCUACCGCAGCCGGCCCACCCCUCCCCAUGGGCUUCAACGGGGUGAGAGAGACGGGAGGCCGGUACAACGUGGCAGGCACUUCCCACCGGAAGGCCCCUGCCCACUCCUCCUCCGCAGGGUCUGGUGGCUCCUUCAACCUUUCCAGCUCCAGUGACAUGUUCCUGGGGCUACCGGGACUCAACGGGGAUACGUACCCUCCCUCCCAGGUGGAGUCUCUGCGUCACUCCAUGAGCCAGGGGCCAUAUGGGGAGGGCCUGGCGCCCAGCCAGCUGUACAGCCCCCGUGACGUGAGGGCUAAUGGUGGCUGGCAGGAAGCCGCUACCCCCUCCUCGGUGACGUCCCCCACAGAAGGACCCGGCAGUGUCCACUCCGACACCUCCAACUGAUCCCGCCCCCCAGCCGACCCCCACUCCCAUGGGGGGCGGGGAGCUGGCGUCUUGCCGUGGGAAGCAAGCCAAGGUGGUGCCCAUGGGGACCCCCCCGCUGGCGUCGCUUUGUGGGCUGAAUCCAGGCUCCCUGGGCAUUUUGGUAUUGAACGAGCAGCACCGACCCCCCCAUGUAGGGCCAAGACCCCCCCCGCCAGAUUUCUCACUCUUCAGGGUGUUCCCUUCUCGCCCCGUGCUCCAGCCUCGCCGUUUUCACUCUCGUUUCGGACGGGCUCUCCCCAGGUUCUCAGCUCCCUCGCGCGGCCCGUGUCCACCGUCUCUCGCUAGCCCCCCGCCACCUGCGCCCCCCUCCGAGCCCCUGAGCACGUGGGGCUGCAGGGCAGGAUGUUUGGGAGAGCAGAGCCCCAGCAACCUGCCCAC
Molecule: messenger RNA, 1634 nt
Organism: Chelonoidis abingdonii (Abingdon island giant tortoise)
Lineage: Eukaryota; Metazoa; Chordata; Testudines; Testudinidae
Source: RefSeq, a predicted model, not a curated record